AUGAUUAUAUGGCUCAAUGGAAUCCCUCAUGUGAAUUGGGCAACCUAUGCAUUUAUUGGAAUGCGCUAUGGAGAAAAGAGUUUUAUUGUUGCUGAAUGUUUUAAUAGUUGGAUCAAGAAUAACAAGGGUCUUCCCCAAUCUUAUUUAGCGGAACGAAUACGUAUUCGUCUUAUGGAGUUUAUGUAUAAAAGUAAUAAAGAAAGUCAAAGUUGGGAAGGACAUCUUACACCAAGAAUGGAAGGGCGCCUUAAGAAGAUUAAGGAUGUUGAGAGAAGCUAUAGGGUUAAGCAAGCAGGGGAUGGAUUGUUUGAGGUGUAUACGCUAGUUCCUCCCAAAAAAAAAAAUUUAGUGGAGUUGUAUGAUUUCAACUGCACCUGCCGAAGAUGGGAGUUAAGUUUUACAAAUGUAAAAUCUAUACCGUACAGUAAAAAAACUGUAUACCAUUACGUUGAUCCCACUUUCACAUCUGAAUGUUAUUGUAAUGCAUAUUCACACCCUAUUGUUCCUAUUCUCGAUGUCGAGAAACCUGAUGAAGUUGAUGAAAGCAGUAAGGUUGUCCCUCCUUCUGUCGUCGAAGGCCCUGGAAGACCUCCCAAAAAGAGGUACAUACCUCGUUCUGAGAAGACAAGGAAGAAACGGAUGUGUCUUCACUGUUGGAAGUUGGCUUUUUACAACAAAAGGACCUGUCCAGAUCCACCUGGUGAACCUCCAAUUACCACUGGUCGGAAAGGACAUGGGUUGGGAAAAUACUUUGGCUUAUAG
Molecule: messenger RNA, 762 nt
Organism: Papaver somniferum (opium poppy)
Lineage: Eukaryota; Viridiplantae; Streptophyta; Magnoliopsida; Ranunculales; Papaveraceae
Exons: 4
Coding region: 1-762 (253 amino acids)
Source: RefSeq, a predicted model, not a curated record